AUGAGCAAUCCGAGAUGCUUUAUGGAUAUUAGCAUCGAUAAUGUCCCUAAGGGGAAAAUUCUAUUUGAACUGCGUGCCGAUGUAACACCUAAAACAGCUGAAAAUUUUCGUGCUUUAUGUACUGGAGAGAAAGGAUUCGGUUAUAAAGGCUCAUUCUUUCAUAGAAUUAUUCCUCAAUUCAUGUGCCAAGGUGGCGAUUUUACCAAUCAUGAUGGAACUGGUGGUACAUCCAUUUAUGGUAGAACGUUUGAUGAUGAAGAUUUCACUAUUGCACAUGAUAGACCUGGACUCCUUUCUAUGGCUAACGCUGGACCCAAUACCAACGGAUCGCAGUUCUUUAUUACAACGGUUCCUACACCAUGGCUAGAUGGAAAACAUGUUGUCUUUGGUCAUGUCGUGGAUGGUGUUGAUGUGCUUAAAGAGAUGGAAUCUGUUGGUAGUAAUACUGGCAAGCCAAAAGCUAAAAUUGCCAUCACUGCGUGUGGCCAGGUUGAGCAAGAAGAAUAA
Trichoplax adhaerens is the source of this 507-nucleotide messenger RNA. RefSeq lists its product as uncharacterized. Gene Ontology annotation, biological process: protein peptidyl-prolyl isomerization; protein folding. Gene Ontology annotation, molecular function: peptidyl-prolyl cis-trans isomerase activity. The record is from RefSeq and is a predicted model, not a curated record. The coding region runs from base 1 to 507 and encodes 168 amino acids. The transcript has 2 exons. NCBI's taxonomy places the organism in Eukaryota, Metazoa, Placozoa, Uniplacotomia, Trichoplacea, Trichoplacidae.